CAUUGUCUACUUCUUGGCCAUCAUAAGCAGUCUUCAUUAAUCUUAGCCAUCACUUCUUCCUUUCCACAUGAAUUCGGAAAAAUCAGUCGAAGAUACAUGUGUGGGCUAUUGAGGAGGUGCAUACAUACACUUAGCCACGAAAACAAUAAAAAGUCUAAUGCUCAAAAUCGGCUUCUCUUAUUAAAAUGUAUGAUAGUGAUUAUAAUGUAUUUAAGAGAGCCAAUGUGA
Messenger RNA from Nezara viridula (southern green stink bug), 228 nucleotides. Lineage: Eukaryota; Metazoa; Arthropoda; Insecta; Hemiptera; Pentatomidae. The record is from the annotation of a GenBank genome assembly.